AUGGUGUUUUUAAAAACUUUUUUUUUAUUUUAUAAUCUAUCUAAUGAAUUUAAGGAGAAUGUGUUCAACUACCUUAAUAAUAGUUUAGAUGGAUUAAAUGUAGAUAUUCAUAUCAGUAUCGACCCAGAUCAUCCCAGACUACCAUUUGGCAAAUGUAAUUUUAAGUCUGUAGAUAUUUUAGAUAUAGAUACUAAUUCAAACCAUUCAAGAGAUGCCCUAUUAUAUAUCAGAUAUUUCAAACCGAAAGAACUUGUAUUAGUGGAAAGGAAUUUUGACGACACAAUAGAAAUAGAUCCCCACUUUUAUUAUUACAAAGAGUUAUUUGAUAUAUCAUCAAAUUCACAUUCAAAACUAUUUUCACAAAAUAUAGAGAAAUUAGAACUAGUAGAUAUCAUAAAUGUGGAAGAGUUAUAUUAUAUUUUAUCAAACACAACCAAUAAUUUAAAAUCAUUAAUAAUCUCACUAUGUUUCGAAACAUUGGUAUAUAAUUUAUCAUUUAAUAAAUUAAGUUAUAAUAAUAAUAAUAGUAAUAAUGAUAGUAAUAAUAUACAUGAGAGCGAAAGUAGCAAUAUCAUGGGCGAUGUAGAUAAUUUUUAUUAUUUUUGGAAACAGAUUUAUAAUAUAGUAUCCAAUCAUCAACAUUUAAAACACCUUACAAUAGAAUCCAAAGAAAAAGAAUUCAAUUGCAACCACUAUGUCCAAACCCUAGCCCUGUCAGAUGAUAACGACAAUAAUAAUUCCUAUUAUAACUAUAGUAACUCCAGUUUAUUUUAUUUUUACCAACAAUAUCACCAAAAAGAAUUUAAUAAUAAUUUUUUAUACAAUUUUGGUUCAAUGAUAUCAAAUAACUCUUCAUUGGAAACUUUUAGUUUUUUAGAAGAAAGUGAUUGGAAACUGCAACUAUACAACUACAUAAAAUCAUUAAAUAUUAAUAAUAAAGCUUUAAUUUAA
Molecule: messenger RNA, 951 nt
Organism: Dictyostelium purpureum
Lineage: Eukaryota; Evosea; Eumycetozoa; Dictyosteliales; Dictyosteliaceae
Exons: 1
Coding region: 1-951 (316 amino acids)
Source: RefSeq, a predicted model, not a curated record